CCAAAAUGGACCCCCUAAGCAAGCUUCCAUACGAGCUCCUCUCCCUAAUCAUUGACUACACAGCAGACUGGAUCACGCUCGAAAGCCUCAUUCAAAUCUCCCCACCACUACACGACCUCUUCACCACCUCAGCAGCCCCCAGCACCUCACCAAAGAAACAAUCACGAAGAUCAGCACGAACAUCAUCCAAAGCCCACCGCGAAGCCAUACGCAUUGUCAAAUACACCCUCAAAAACAACCCCAUCAUGUCCGUUGCUAUCCGUCGGCACUUCCACAUAAUCACCAAACUACGUCAAUUUUCCUCACAACCAGCUGUCAGACGCACCAUCUGUUAUACUACACUCCUAUUAGGAGAUGAUGAUUCCUCCCUCUCCUUCGAUUCCCCACCAGCCCACACAACCCUCCUCGAAAUGAUCACCCUCGCGGCCAACAUCCAGCGUCUAGCAUGCGCAUGUCUAUCCACCUUCCUAACCCGGCUUCGGAGCGUUCAUCCGCACCGCUGGACCAAAGAAGAACUAGAUCCAAAGACAAGUGCAUCCACACAGACAGACAUGGAAGCGUACAAGCUACACGAUGUGGGACCUCCCUCAUGGCUCGAAGAGCAUCGCAUCUACCGUCCGUUGUGGCUUCUACAGCUGAGAUAUGAAUUGUUAUCUGUUGGCAAGAAGCUGAGAUUGUUCACUGAUGCUCGACUUCAGAGAAUGAAAGAUGACUAUAUAUGGACAUAGCUAACCCGCGAGGAUAACAACAACAACAGCAGCAGCAGCAGCAGCAGCAAGUCAAUGUCCACGUCCCCACGCGGUUCCCAGCAGGACCUGUCACAGUCCUGGCACGCACUCGGCAUGGCGAUAUGGGAUUGCUGGCGGAUGUAUGGGCUGGGACUGACCCUGGUGAGGCGGGAGUGUUUGUCGGAGCAGGCGGAGUCUGAAUGGGAUGAUGAACUGCCGAUAGGCCCGAGGCCCGCGCGUAGGAAGGAGGAGCUUGUAUGUAGGCUUUUGGACUUUUUGGAGGGGUGGAAUGAGAAGAAUAGUACUAGUAGUAGGGAGGGGGGGAGAAAGAGGAAAAGGGGUGAUUAUGAG
This is a messenger RNA of Aspergillus vadensis CBS 113365, 1079 nucleotides long. RefSeq lists its product as uncharacterized. The coding region runs from base 6 to 728 and encodes 240 amino acids. Lineage: Eukaryota; Fungi; Ascomycota; Eurotiomycetes; Eurotiales; Aspergillaceae. The record is from RefSeq and is a predicted model, not a curated record. The transcript has a single exon.